Panicum virgatum (switchgrass) is the source of this 1206-nucleotide messenger RNA. Its product is annotated as reticulon-like protein B2. Bases 169 to 897 code for a protein of 242 amino acids. Lineage: Eukaryota; Viridiplantae; Streptophyta; Magnoliopsida; Poales; Poaceae. The record is from RefSeq and is a predicted model, not a curated record. The transcript is spliced from 5 exons.
ACGUCCACACCCCCCGGUCCAAAGCUCAGCAAGGAAGUAACGGAGGAGACGAGACCAAAGAAAAGGCCAGCACGCCGAGGCCACAGCACACAAGGGGGAAACUCCUCUGCUCCCGCCGCCCCCAUCGAUCCUGCCUGCCGCUCGAGAGGUCUGGUUUCUCGCUCGUCCAUGGCUGCACCCGCGGAGGAGGCGUCCGCCGCCGCGUCGCCGCCGCCGCCGGCCUCGCCGCGGGACGGCGUCACGGAGGAGGCGCCGGCGCCGCCCGCGAGGCUCCGGGGCUUCUGGCUCCUUGGGGAGGACAAGUCCGUGCACAGGGCUCUCGGUGGGGGUAAAACUGCUGAUGUACUGUUGUGGAAAGACAAGAAAACCUCAGCUGCAGUAGUCGGUGGUGCAACUAUCCUUUGGGUUCUGUUCGAAGUUGUCGAAUACCAUCUCCUGACUCUGGUAUCUCAAGUGCUGAUUGUUGCACUGACGAUCUUGUUCCUCUGGUCCAAUGCAACUGUUUUCAUCAAUAAGAGUCCUCCUAAUGUUCCUGAAGUGCAGAUAUCUGAAGAUCUUGCUGUGAACAUUGCCCUUAGGCUGCGUGCAGACAUCAACAAAGCGCUCGGCUUGCUGCGGGAGAUUGCUCUGGGCCAUGACCUGAUGAAGUUCCUAGGAGUGAUCGUGGCCCUCUGGAUUCUUGGGGAAGUCGGAGAGCUCUGUGAGCUCCUGAGACUGAUGUACAUUGUGGUCUUGAUCCUCCACACGGUGCCAAUACUGUACCACAAGUACCAGGACCAGGUGGACGAUUUCGCUGCGAAGGCACACACGGAGCUCUGCAAGCAGUAUAAGGUCCUGGACGCCAAGGUCCUGAGCAAGAUUCCCAGGGCUCCACCUAAAGACAAGAAGCAAAACUAGAACGAAGAUCAAAUCAGUGGACCUGGAGGACGACGACACGCGACUUGUAUUGGUUCUGAUGGGUGGUACAUAUUUUCUGUUUGGUUAGUAUCUGUUGUCUUGUCAAUAGAUUGUGUGGUGAGAAUCUGUAGAAAACAGUGGUCUGAUAUGGAUGGUGGUUUGGUUAGUAUCUAUUGUCUUGUCAAUACGAGUGCGUAUUUUCUGUUUGGUUAAUCUCAGAUGUUCUACCAGCUAGUACCUUACCUGACUGUAUUUCUGAAGAUAGAUUGUAUAUAUAAUAUAACUAUGUUCGAUGUGUCCUGGUUACCA